AUGCCGAUAACUUCGACGGACCCAACUCGGUCGACCGCGGAGACCAGUCUGCAUCAGCAGCCCCCGUUUACAUCCACCGCCCCAGGGCGGCCAAAACGAACCCAGGUUGCCAGAGCCUGUGACUGGUGCCGUGGACACCGAAUCAGAUGUGACACUGAUCGCCCUUGUGCGAACUGCAGAAGUAGGGAGGGAAAGUGUACCAGUAAUGGUGAGAGCGAUGUGAGAACUCUGCCUCAUGCCCUCAGAGAAAUUGAAAAGUUGAAGCGUCGAAUCAAGAUUCUGGAACAGCAACUUGACGAUGUCCAGUGUCCCGUGUGUGAAGAGGCUGCUCAUCCUCCGAGUCCAUCUCAGUUGUCGAGGACAUCUCCACAUUUGAAGCUCGACUCUCCGGAUCAAGGCCAACCUACGAAGAGGUAUUGGGAGGGCAUUCAGACAAGGACAGCAAAGUCUCAUCAGACACAAUUCUACGGUCCUUCGUCUCUGUUCUAUUUCAUUGGCCGCCUGAAUUCGUACCUGGCCACAGCUCUACAACAGCCGCAUUUGGAUCAUCAUUUCCAACCUAAUUCAGCCAGCAGGUCAUUCGCGAGCCCCACAAGCUCAAAAAAUGAAACCAUUGAAGAGAAUCUUGUGUCGGCUGAUAUCCCGAGAGAUGGCGACUACCUGACUGGGACUCAGGAAGACUACUUUCUAAGCUUAUUUUGGCAAUCAUAUCAUUGCACCCUCCAAAUUCUGGACGAAGGAGAAUUUAGAGAACAUUAUAGAUCGUUAUGGGAACCUCCGCAUAAAACUCGCAAACCAUCAGCCCUCGUUGACAUCGUCCUGGCUUUAUCAAUGCAAUAUGGCGUCGCGUUUCUACCCCGGCGAGACACAAACGGUGUAUCCAAGGCAGAUGUCGAUAGUAAUGAUGCAACCAUCGCGGGGCGUUGGUUUUAUCGGCGGUCCCAAGCGUUGCUGGCAACUGAGCUCGAAAGCCCGUCGAUAUCAACCCUUCAGUGCCAUAUAUUCUCCCUCAUAUUCCUUUGCAAUGCGUCAUUCCAGAACAUGGCUCAUAGCACGUUAGCGUUAGCAGUGAGGACAGCUCAUAUUCUAGGACUCCAUAUGGAGCCACCGGAAUAUAUACCACGGGCCCAAAGGGAGUUGCGGAAACGGUUAUGGUGGAUUCUAUAUGCCACAGACAGCAAAACCUGCAUGAAACUCGGGCGACCGUUUUCUGCACAGCUAUCCCAUGUCACCGUCAGCUUCCCAUCGGAUGACCACGAACUGGCGUUACAUUCAGGUUCCAAUUUUGGCUCCUUUGGCGAAAAUAUCACAUGGCUCACCUUCGGUGUGAACCACGUUAAACUAUUGCUAGCGGCUCGCAGUAUCUACACUGCAUUUUAUGACAAAUGCGCAGAAAUUCUUGGUGCAAAUGAUGGGAAGAGCUUAUACAAUGACCCUCAAGGUCUGGAAACAGCUGCGCAGUUCCUCUCGUCGAGAAUACAAGCUCUUCAAGAAUGGCCAUUAAGCGUGCCUAGUGCAUUGAAAAUGAAGAGACAUGGAACAGGAGUACGUUUCUCUACUGAUAGAACUACACUAGACGUUGAGCGAUUUUCACCCCCAUGGCUGAAGCGGCAGCAGCUGCUCCUGGAAUUGCUCUACCACAAUCUGUCAAUGAACCUUUACCGACCCUUUAUCUGCUUUUCUCCAACUUCCAGCCCUAAAGCUGAAAACAAUGCGGCUUCCUGCGUCAACCAUGCUAUCGCAAUUACUCAUAUCAUGUAUCAAAUCCUCCACGAGACGGACAUUUUGAACGGCUGGCAUGAAGCAUAUCAAUGGCAGUGGAAUGCCACACUUUCCAUGGUUGGAUUUAUUCUGGCUUAUCCUACCUCCCCUUCUACUGCUCCAGCGCGAAAUGCCAUUGACAACGCCAUCGCUGUGUUCGAAAUGUUCGGCAACAACUUCGCCAUCGCCGCCAGCGCUGCAAACGUGACUCGGGACCUCACCACGAAGGCGGAUUUUCUCAUCAACAGCUUCCAGAGCAACACCUUGUCGUCCGUCCAUCCUUCAUAUUUCUCACAGAACAUUAAUGCCUUGCAGAAUUAUGAUCAUAGUAGCCAAACCGAUAACGAUAACAGUGGUGUUGCUCCCCAGAUCGAUGACCAGGCAAUGCAGGAUGCCAUCGCGGGUUCCCUGGGCAUGGCUUUCACGAUCGAUUCGUUUAAUAGCUUCGAGCCGCUCUGGGAUAACGGAAGGACGACUAUAUCGGAUUACUGGACGUUCACCCAGGAUUAG
This is a messenger RNA of Paracoccidioides brasiliensis Pb18, 2271 nucleotides long. RefSeq lists its product as uncharacterized. The record is from RefSeq and is a predicted model, not a curated record. Gene Ontology annotation, biological process: positive regulation of transcription from RNA polymerase II promoter by galactose; DNA-templated transcription. Gene Ontology annotation, molecular function: DNA-binding transcription factor activity, RNA polymerase II-specific; zinc ion binding; RNA polymerase II cis-regulatory region sequence-specific DNA binding. The coding region runs from base 1 to 2271 and encodes 756 amino acids. The transcript is spliced from 2 exons. Gene Ontology annotation, cellular component: nucleus.